Molecule: messenger RNA, 2221 nt
Organism: Eucalyptus grandis
Lineage: Eukaryota; Viridiplantae; Streptophyta; Magnoliopsida; Myrtales; Myrtaceae
Product: polyadenylate-binding protein 2
Exons: 9
Coding region: 1-1974 (657 amino acids)
Cellular component (GO): ribonucleoprotein complex
Molecular function (GO): RNA binding
Source: RefSeq, a predicted model, not a curated record
AUGGCGCAGAUUCAGGCGCAACAUCAGGCCGCCGCCGCGGGGGCGAUCGGCGGCCCGAACGGCGUCCCGGCGGCCGGCGCCGGGGGCGCGAGCCCGUAUCUCUCGACGUCGCUGUACGUCGGGGACCUGGACUUCACCGUCAACGACUCGCAGCUCUACGAUCUGUUCAACCAGGUCGGCCAGGUCGUCUCCGUGAGGGUUUGCCGGGAUCUGAGCACCCGCCGGUCCCUGGGCUAUGGCUACGUGAACUAUAGCGACCCUCAGGAUGCGGCAAGGGCCUUGGAUGCACUAAAUUUCACUCUAGUGAAUAACAAGGCCAUUCGAGUUAUGUAUUCCCAUAGGGAUCCUAGCAUCCGCAAGAGUGGAGCUGCGAACAUAUUUAUCAAGAAUCUGGACAAGGCGAUUGACCACAAAGCACUGCACGAAACUUUUUCUACAUUUGGCAACAUUCUUUCCUGCAAAGUGGCCAAUGAUGCUCAAGGCCAAUCAAAGGGUUAUGGAUUCGUUCAAUUUAAUAAUGAAGAAUCAGCUCAAAAUGCAAUAGAUAAGUUGAAUGGAAUGCUGAUCAACGAUAAACAAGUUUAUGUUGGACACUUUCUCCGCAAGCAAGAAAGGGAUACUGCUCUUAACAAGACAAAAUUCAACAAUGUGUAUGUAAAAAACUUAUCAGAAUCGACUACAGAUGAGGAUUUGAAGAGGACAUUUGGUGAGUAUGGGCCCAUAACCAGUGCUGUAGUAAUGAAAGAUGGAGAGGGUAAAUCAAAAUGUUUUGGAUUUGUCAAUUUUGAAAAUGCAGAUGAUGCUGCCAAAGCAGUUGACUCUUUGAAUGGUAAGAAGAUUGAUGAGAAGGAAUGGUAUGUUGGAAGAGCCCAGAAAAAGUCUGAAAGAGAGCUCGAACUGAAAGCACGGUUUGAGCAGAGCAUGAAGGAAACAGUAGACAAAUUUCAAGGUGUAAAUCUCUAUGUUAAGAAUCUCAAUGACAGCAUUGAUGAUGAGAAACUCAAGGAAUUGUUCUCAGAGUUUGGAACAAUUACUUCCUGUAAGGUUAUGCGUGAUCCUAAUGGAAUUAGCAGGGGCUCUGGAUUUGUGGCAUUCUCAUCUCCUGAUGAAGCAGCUCGAGCUCUUGCUGGUAUGAAUAAUAAGAUGGUUGUCAGCAAACCUCUAUAUGUUGCACUUGCCCAAAGGAAAGAAGAGAGAAGAGCAAGAUUGCAGGCACAGUUCUCGCAGAUGAGACCCAUCGCUAUGGCACCAUCUGUUGGUCCUCGAAUGCCUAUGUAUCCUCCUGGUGCUCCAGGCUUGGGGCAACAGUUUUUAUAUGGCCAAGGUCCACCUGCCAUAAUUCCUCCACAGGCUGGAUUUGGUUAUCAUCAGCAACUUGUUCCUGGGAUGAGGCCUGGUGGGGCUCCUAUGCCCAAUUACUUUGUUCCCCUUGUCCAACAGGGUCAACAGGGUCAACGUCCUGGAGGACGACGGGGAGCAGGUCCUGUGCAACAAAAUCAGCAGCCUGUGCCGUUGAUGCAGCAGCAGAUGCUCCCAAGAGGACGCAUGUAUCGGUACCCUGGUCGCAAUUUGCAGGAAGUGCCAAUGGCAGGUUCCGGAGGCAUGUUUCCUGUUCCUUAUGGCAUGGGUGACAUGGCUUUGCGGGAGCCUUCGGUUCCACAACCCUUGCCAAUCACAGCGCUGGCUACAGCGCUUGCAAAUUCUUCACCUGAACAGCAGAGAACACUGCUGGGUGAAAGUUUAUACCCAUUGGUGGAUCAGCUGGAGCACGAUAAUGCAGCCAAAGUGACUGGCAUGCUUUUGGAAAUGGACCAGACUGAGGUUUUGCAUCUGCUCGAGUCACCGGAUGCACUGAAGGCAAAGGUCGAGGAGGCAAUGGAUGUCCUGAGGAGCAGCGCUCCUCAGCAGCAGCAGGCUAACAACCCAGUGGAUCAGCUGGCUGGUCUAUCCUUGAGUGAUAACCUUGUCUCUUAAGUGUCUGGCUUGAAGGAGAGAUGUUGGACGCUGGAGCCUUGACGUAUGUCUUUUGAGAGGCACCAUGCGUUUUUGAUGGGCUGCUAAAAAUUUGCUCAUUUUGGUUAAGACUUUGGUAUUUACUUAGACUGGUUUGCACGUUUAGCUAUGAAACCUGGUGUGGGAUCGGAGAUUAUUUUGUGUCUUUGUUGCUGUUGGUGUUGAUGUUUGCUGUGGAUUUGUUCUGCAUUUCCUUUCUCGUCUUUCA